AUGGAAAUUCUGGUCAUCAAGAAGGUGAAUGGCUUCCAGGGGGCGCAGGUCAUGCUGUAUGAGAUGCGGCGGAAGCCGAAGAAGCUGAUCAUGACGGUGGACCGCCAUUGCGGUGGCAACACCACCUUCGAAGAUGUGCCUGAGGCAAAGAUCUUCGAGCUUGAUCGCCUAGACGCCGAUGCCUCCCGUGAUGUAGAGGAGUUUGAUUGGCACGUGCUCUACAGCCAAGCUGAGGGCACUCUUUGUGCUCGGAUGGUGGAGCGGGAUGGCGAUGAGCUUCAGCAGGCGUUGGACAUCUUCUCCGAGAUGCUCUCGGAUAACGCCAUUGUGAUGGUGAAUGAGGGCUUGGUGCAGGAAGCAGAUCGUCGGAUUCUCUUGGACUGUCGGAUAGACUCUGUCCUGCUG
Messenger RNA from Symbiodinium pilosum, 405 nucleotides. Lineage: Eukaryota; Dinophyceae; Suessiales; Symbiodiniaceae. The record is from the annotation of a GenBank genome assembly.